CAAACACACACAACACACACACAGAAGAAAUAUAUAAAUAAAUAUUUGACAAUGAAGAAGAGCUCAACACUGACGACGACAACGUCGAUGCCGACGAGUCCAACGCUCUCGGCCCAAACGCUCUCCGCCAGCAAGAUGAGCCUGAGCAGCAGCAGCAGCAGAUCGGGUCGAUCUUCCUCCUGCCAAUCGCACGGGCCCAUUCGUCCUGGCAGUGGCUGCGUGGACGCCAUCAAAGCCAAGCGCGAGGAGAUCGAAAUGGAUACCAUACUCGAGAAGGCAAAAUUCUACACCUCCGUGUGCCUUGGUACGACUGCCAUACUGUCGGUGUUCACAUUCCUCUUCCUGAUACCCUUCGUUGUCGAUCCCGCCAUCUCAACAAUCAUUGCGGAUUAUGAUCCGGUGCCGGUGACGUGCAUCGUCAUCGAUCACAUCUAUGCGGAGGGCAUCAAGAACUGCAGCUGGAGCUCCUGUCGCGAGGGCUGCACCUCAUCACUCACAAAGUGCCAUCAGUUGUUUGUCAACUAUACGCGCAUACCGUUUAGCGAAUGGGAGCGCAAUCCUCGAGACUUGGAGAGAGUCAACUGGGAUGUUAGCUAUACUAAGUUUCUCAUCAAUUCCGAGGGUUGUGGCUAUCCGCCGACGACCAACUGCAGUGUCUUCGCCAGGCAAUAUGGCUUCUCUCACAUUGGUGAGCCAUUUCCCUGCUAUUAUAGUCGCGCAUAUCCAGAAGUUGUUAUCGGACGUUAUUCGUGGGAGAAUAAUCUGUAUCAUUUGGUGCUCUCGCUGAUCAUACCGAAUGUGCUGUUUGCCAUCUCGAUUGGGGUGCUCAGCUAUUGGUAUUGUCCUUGCUGCGAGAAGGCGUGCAAUAAAUCUUCGCGCGUCUAUGCCGAAAAGUUUCCAACCAAGGAAGAGAUCGUAAACUGCAUGAAAUGUAAUACGGAAAAGUCGUUAUCUUUGAAUGUAUUUUAAACAGUGCCUGAAUUUUUGAGCCCCAUUUUAAAGAGAGUAGGUUCAAAUGCGAGCGAUGGAUUUAAACUUUGUUUCUAGAGAUGUUAGUUCUAAGCCGACAAACAAACAAAAAGAACACCAAUCAAUUGAUAAAAUUCUAUGUACUUAAAUUCAGCACGCUCACAAAAAAACAACACAAAAAAGAAGAAAAAAAAACACCAAACAAAUCGAAGCAAAGAAUCGUUACUCUGAAGUGUCCUUAGCAUAUAUAUUCUCACGCAUUAUAGCCGAUCUCAGCUUUAAGCUGCCAUCAUCUCGUAGAGCACCUCAAGAACUCAACGAGUUCCAUUUGAGCUAUCCAAACCAAGACUAUUCUUAUACAACUAAUGAGCACAAAACUGAUAGAUAUGCAUAUUAUAUACAUAUAUACAACUAUUUCGUAUAUUAGUCAACAACAAAAUAAUAUAAAUAUAUAGCUAGAAGUUCUUUGGUAUUUUCAAGUACCAUCUACAACAAUUAUGCACUUGUCCAAGGGAAAUAAAUAUUAUUAUUCACUCAACAUCGCUCAGUUCAUAUUUGACCAAAAAAAAAAUAUAUAUAU
This is a messenger RNA of Drosophila grimshawi, 1549 nucleotides long. It is a transcript of the gene Teh2, whose product is annotated as protein tipE. Lineage: Eukaryota; Metazoa; Arthropoda; Insecta; Diptera; Drosophilidae. The record is from RefSeq and is a predicted model, not a curated record. Gene Ontology annotation, biological process: regulation of sodium ion transport. The transcript has 5 exons. Bases 52 to 969 code for a protein of 305 amino acids. Gene Ontology annotation, molecular function: sodium channel regulator activity.